Messenger RNA from Nakaseomyces glabratus, 1458 nucleotides. It is a transcript of the gene PKP2, whose product is annotated as protein kinase PKP2. Gene Ontology annotation, cellular component: mitochondrion. The record is from RefSeq and is a predicted model, not a curated record. Gene Ontology annotation, biological process: regulation of glucose metabolic process; protein phosphorylation. Lineage: Eukaryota; Fungi; Ascomycota; Saccharomycetes; Saccharomycetales; Saccharomycetaceae. Gene Ontology annotation, molecular function: pyruvate dehydrogenase (acetyl-transferring) kinase activity.
AUGUCGAGACUAAGCAAUAUGAGGCACUUGCACUCGGUGAAAACACCGAAUAUCACACAGAUACCGGACUUCACGAAGUACUCUCCCGUGAGGCCGAUCAAUGAGGAGUUGGCGCCGUACAUAUACGAGACGAUGAAGGCGUUUCCUUCGCGGUCGCACUAUAUCAACCAGCAGCAUUACUACCACAACAAGAACGUUCUCAUAAAUGACUACCUCAAGAAGAAUCCCACGCCUGUGUCGUUGACGCAAUUGGCGCAGUACUAUGACGAUUCCACGACGCUUACUAAACAGAAGGUGAUAAGUUCCGCUAAGUUUGUGAAGGAGGAGAUCAGCAUACGUAUGGCGCACAAGAUCCACUCAUUGCAGCUGCUGCCAUUCAAUGUGAUCAACAACUUCCAUUUUGUGCAAGUGUAUGAGUCCUACUACAACAUAUUUGAGCGGUUUCGGAAGUUCCCAGCGGUGCGGACGCUGGACGAUAGCAUACGGUUCACGAAGUUCGCGCGGGAUAUACUGAAGGACUUCAACACGCUGAACCUCCCGCACCUGAUCAUGGGCGCGCUGGAGUGCACGACGCUGGACCUGUACCCUACGGACAAGAUGGACAAGCUGCUGUCGGACCUGCUUCGUGCGCGGAUCUCGAGGCGGUUGAUAGUGGAGGAGCACAUAAGUAUCGCGGACAACUACUUCAGUGGUAAGAAGAAGAACACGCUUGUGCUUGGGGACAUAUUCCAGGAAUGCAGUGCGAAGGAGCACAUUCUCGGUGCCAGCAAGAUAUGCGAGAAGUUCAUCCAGGACAUGUAUUUCGAGAGCAUCCCGAUGCCUGAGCUGAAGAUCAACGGCGAGACGGACCUGAAGUUCUACUUCCUGCCCUCGCACCUCAAGUACCUGCUGGGCGAGAUACUGCGGAACACGUACGAGGCCACCAUCAAGGACUACAUACGGAAGGGUUUACCGAAGCCCGAGCCGAUAGUGAUCACCAUUAUAAAGAAUGAGGAGUCGUACCUGUUCCGGAUAUGUGAUAGAGCUGGCGGGCUGGCGCACCAUCACGACGACAACAACAUCUGGUCGUUCGGCAAGACUAAAGAGCAAGCGGCACAGUCCAUUUCGAACUUCCACAAGCUGCCGGGCCUGCAGACCGUGUCGCUGUACGACCACCUGUACAACAACACCGAGGACAGGCAGGUGAACAGGGCGUACAUCAACACCUCGCUGGAGCCGAUGGCACACAGCAACAUCGCCUCCGCGGUGGCAACGGGCUACGAAGUCCCGCUGCUCAAGCUCCUCAAGAGAUCGUUCAGGUACAAGCUGGGCAUCGGCCUGGCGAUGUGCAAAGUGUACGCGGAGUACUGGAACGGAGACCUCACCCUGCACUCCAUCCACGGGUUCGGCACAGACACAGUGCUGAAGCUGGGCAACCUGAUGAUCCACACCAAGGACAAACAGCUAGACCGAGUGUAG